AGCAGCGAAGGCUGAGGUGGUUGCAGAGGCCACUGAGGCUUUGACUGAGUGGCCAGCAGGCGCCUGUAGCCUCGAGCAGCCCCUUCGUGCCUCCCGACACUCCCCGGGCAACGGUGGGCCGCGGUGCGCAGCCUGCCAGGGAGCUGCGGCGGGCACACCCCGGCGGCGGCGACAGCGGACAGGUUAGAGUGGGGGCAGGGACGGUCGCGGGAGCAGCAGGGGGCCGGAGAGGGAGCCAGAGCCAGGCCAUCUCCAACCAUGUCCGACGAAGCGUCAGCCACCACUUCGUACGAGAAGUUUCUAACCCCCGAGGAGCCCUUCCCGCUUCUAGGACCCCCUCGCGGGGUGGGCACCUGCCCGAGCGAGGAGCCGGGCUGCCUGGACAUCAGCGACUUCGGCUGCCAGCUCUCGUCUUGCCAUCGCACGGAUCCGCUCCACCGCUUCCACACCAACAGGUGGAACUUAACUUCCUGUGGAACAAGUGUGGCCAGCUCAGAAUGCAGUGAGGAGCUGUUUUCAUCAGUUUCUGUUGGAGAUCAAGAUGAUUGCUAUUCCCUAUUAGAUGAUCAGGACUUCACGUCUUUUGAUUUAUUCCCUGAGGGGAGUGUCUGCAGUGAUGUCUCUUCUUCUAUUAGCACAUACUGGGAUUGGUCAGAUAGCGAAUUUGAAUGGCAGUUACCAGGCAGUGACAUUGCCAGUGGAAGUGAUGUACUUUCUGAUGUCAUACCCAGUAUUCCAAGUUCACCUUGCCUGCUUCCUAAAAAGAAAAACAAGCACCGGAAUUUAGAUGAACUUCCUUGGAGUGCAAUGACAAAUGAUGAACAGGUGGAAUAUAUUGAGUAUCUGAGUCGUAAAGUCAGUACUGAGAUGGGUCUUCGGGAGCAACUUGAUAUUAUUAAAAUAAUUGAUCCUUCUGCUCAAAUCUCCCCUACAGACAGUGAGUUUAUUAUUGAACUUAACUGUCUCACAGAUGAAAAACUGAAGCAGGUCAGAAACUAUAUCAAGGAGCAUAGCCCUCGCCUACGGGCUGCAAGAGAGGCCUGGAAGAGAAGCAACUUCAGUUGCGCAAGCACCAGUGGAGUGAGCGGUGCCAGUGCCAGUGCCAGCAGCAGCAGUGCCAGCAUGGUCAGUUCUGCAAGCAGCAGUGGGUCCAGUGUUGGAAACUCUGCUUCAAACUCCAGUGCCAACAUGAGUCGAGCACACAGUGACAGCAACUUGUCUGCAAGUGCAGCAGAGCGGAUUCGGGAUUCAAAAAAGCGAUCCAAGCAGCGGAAGUUACAGCAGAAGGCCUUACGCAAGAGGCAGCUGAAAGAGCAGAGGCAGGCUCGGAAGGAGAGGCUCAGUGGGCUAUUCCUUAAUGAAGAAGUGCUGUCCUUGAAAGUGACUGAGGAAGACCACGAAGCAGAUGUAGAUGUUUUGAUGUAAUAAGGGUGAAUUUAUCAGCAUUCUUUCUAAGCAUUAUUCUAUCCUUAUUUGUUUACAUGCAUCUUGACCAAACUUUUGUUGGUUAGGGCUGUGCUGAUGUACUAUUCAUAAUUUAGGUAUGUGGUUCUCAGCAGGUGGUCCUCAGACCAGCAGCUUCAGCAUCAGCUGAGAAGUUAUUAGAAAUGCAUACUCUUGGGCCCCACCCCAGACCUAGUGAAUCAGAAAUGCUGCGGGAGGGGCCUAGCAUUGUGUUUUAACAGGCACCAGGUUAUUCUGCCACACACUCUAGUUUUAAGAACCACUGAUUUAGUAAAUGUUUUGACUAUUUAAACUUCAGGGUGGUUAAGUGGGCUUUUUCAAAGACGAGUAAUUUUACAGUUUAGAAGACUUUAAGGUACUGCUGACAAAUAGUUUAUUAUAUCAGUAUACAUAUGUAGAGAUCAUAAUUCAGUUUCCUUCUUAAUGUUAUGAUUUCUUAGUUUAGUUUUUCUAAAGGGCCAUAGCAUAAUUCUCAAUUCCUAGUGGACAUCUUUUUUUCCAGGUUGGGGUAGGGUAUGGAUUGCUGUUUACAAUAGUGCCUUCAUUAGGUUUAGUUCUAUCUGUUUUCAUUUAUUAUUAACUCAAAGGUGUAAAAACAGGCCCUGAUAUCUUUCGUUAGGUUUGUUUUUGUUUUUCACUUCAUGUAAAUUCAGAAUCCUUUCUGCAAGUGAUGACUACUGAGAAAAUAAUGUUACUAGUGACCGAAUUUUAGACUUGAUGCUAUGUUGAUUAAUAUUCAAAUGGAGAAAUCAAUUAAGCAAAACAACCAAUUCUACUUUUCCACUGCUUUUUGAAAUUUUAGGCUGUGAAACUGUCUUAAAGGCAGAAAAUAUCCCUAUCAAGUUCUUUUGUAGGUCUUUUUAUUUUCAGCACAGCUCUAAUUUUUAAAUAUUUGGUGUAACAGCUUCUGGCAUGUGAACAGGUUAAUGUUCAAAAUUAAUUAAAGAAAACCCUUACAGUUCUGCUAAACUAUAAAUUGCUAGAAAUACACUGAGCAGUGAGAUAUUAAAAAAACUUAGCUUCUUGGCUACUAAUAGAACUCUAAUUUUAAAUGUGAAAUAAUGGAGUCUCUUUAAAUGUUUUCAUGGAGAGUUUGUUAUGAACAUUAGAAGUACUGUGAUUCCUUUUAUUUUUCCACACAUCUUUAAACAUUCACAUGGGUUAAAAAAAAAAAAGAAACUGAUACUACUGACAAUCAAGCUGCUUUCUGACUUUCAUAAUUUUCUUUUUGUUGUGGAAACUUAGGAGGUAAUCAUAAUUUUGUAGGAGGAGUUGUAAUCAAUAUUUUUUUAAACUCUAGAGUCAGCGGUUGAUAGAUUCCUACUUUUUUUAACAUUGUAUCAUAUCAAGUAACCUGUUAAAAAGAUUAACAACUUAGAUUAUUAAUUCUCAGUUGAUAGAAAGGCUUAACCUUUUCUUACAGUCAUCUGUUUUGAAAUUUUGAUUUUAUUUUGGUUCCUCGAAGGUUAAAGAAUUGAAACUGAGGACAAAAUUGAUAUAUUGCAGCUUUUCUGAGGACUCUGGCAUGGUUGUAACAUUUCGAAGACUACUAAAUUCAUACUUUAAAUUUUUACUAAAAUAAAAGUAUAUACGUAUAUAUGGUUAUCAGUUGGAGUAGUCCUUCGGACUUUCCUCUUACCCCCUCUUUGUGCUUCUAACUAGCUUAGAGGGCCCAAAGAGAGUUUGGGGAUAGAUCCCAGAAUAUUCUGAGGAAGACAGAAAGGGUCCACCUCGUUGUUUUCCCUUCCAAAUAUAUGAAGAGUAAAUGGAGAGAAGAGCAAAUACAGGUGAAUUCUCUACCUGCUCUUAGCAAAAGCAAAAUUCCAGGGAAUGAUUGCCUGUUCUCUUUACCUACUCUUCAAGGAAAACAGGCUACUUUUGGAGAUCAUAGAGCAGCAUUUAUCUAUUAAAUACUUGGAAACAGUUUACUUGACAGUGACCAGUAAAAGAAAAUCCUAAUAAGACCAAGUCCUCUCCUUUCCCAACAAUCACAUAGUCUUAUUACCCUAGAUUUAACUUAAGUCACUAUUAAACAAGUUUACCAAAGCACCACAGAGCCAAUUUUUAAAGUUUAUAAAGGUUUGAGUGUUUAUAGUAAAGUGCGCCAUGAAAUUUUGUGUAAACUGGAUGCACUGUUUUUAUGGUACCAUAAAUUAGAGAUAGCUCAUUAUCAUUAAGUUGGCUUGGAAGAGAUUGAAAGAAUGAAAAGAAAUUAAGCAACUUGGGUUUGCUUAUGAUCUAAGAGGGAGAUUACAAAGUUUUUAUCUACCUACCCCCCC
Kogia breviceps (pygmy sperm whale) is the source of this 3743-nucleotide messenger RNA. It is a transcript of the gene FAM199X, whose product is annotated as family with sequence similarity 199, X-linked. Lineage: Eukaryota; Metazoa; Chordata; Mammalia; Artiodactyla; Physeteridae. The record is from RefSeq and is a predicted model, not a curated record.